Messenger RNA from Rhodofomes roseus, 366 nucleotides. RefSeq names its product transcription initiation protein spt4. The record is from RefSeq and is a predicted model, not a curated record. Gene Ontology annotation, molecular function: RNA polymerase II complex binding; zinc ion binding. The transcript has 3 exons. Lineage: Eukaryota; Fungi; Basidiomycota; Agaricomycetes; Polyporales; Fomitopsidaceae. Gene Ontology annotation, biological process: chromatin organization; mRNA processing; regulation of transcription elongation by RNA polymerase II. The coding region runs from base 1 to 366 and encodes 121 amino acids. Gene Ontology annotation, cellular component: DSIF complex; nucleus.
AUGUCUCAAGUGCAGGCUGCCAUCCCGCCACAGCCCCGUGCGAAGCAGUUGCGCGCAUGUCUCCUCUGCUCGAUCAUCCAGACACCAGCCGACUUCCGUAAAUAUGGCUGUCCGAACUGCGAGGAGAUCAUGGGGAUGAAAGGAUUCGCUGACCGUAUCCAAACAUGCACAACAACACACUUCGACGGCGUAAUUGCAGUCAUUGACCCAGAGAGGAGUUGGGUUGCGACAUGGCAGAGAAUCAAAACGUACGCCCGCGGGAUGUACGCCGUCCGCGUAAAAGGCCGCGUGCCUGAAGAUGUCGAGGUAGAGCUAGAAUCCCGGGGCAUUCGGUAUCGCCCUCGAGAUCAGUCAGAACAAGAUUGA